Molecule: messenger RNA, 2155 nt
Organism: Xyrauchen texanus (razorback sucker)
Lineage: Eukaryota; Metazoa; Chordata; Actinopteri; Cypriniformes; Catostomidae
Gene: slc25a46
Product: solute carrier family 25 member 46
Exons: 8
Coding region: 222-1457 (411 amino acids)
Biological process (GO): axon development; mitochondrial membrane fission; mitochondrial fission
Cellular component (GO): mitochondrial outer membrane
Source: RefSeq, a predicted model, not a curated record
GUCAACGGGCGAAAGUCACUCGAGCGGGUGUUGUUGGGUUGUUUUGCUAAUGCACUAGCCUGCUCACAGUCUCGGUCAACCAGAAUUUCUGUCUCGAAAUUUACAUUUCGAUUCUUGUAAUUGUAAAUGAAUUCAUAUCACACGAGAGAGGUUUUAAAUCGAAGGGAGUCAGACUGAGAUAUUUUGUCAUUUCAGUGUUGUAUUCCCCGCGUUUCCCCAUCAUGACUUCACGUCGGCCUGACAGCUUCGAUGGUUUGGGUUACAGGGGCAGAGAGGACCCGUCAUUCAGCGGAGGCUAUUCGGGCAGGUCAUUCAAUAAUUCGUCCAGUGCCGAUCUCCAGAAUUGGGUCACCACACCUCCGGAUAUACCUGGCAGCAGAAACCUGCAUUUCGGCGAUCGCACACCCCAAUUUGAAACGCCACCUGCCCCGCCUGGAGCUGCGGACGAAGGGCAGUCAGCGGCUCCACCGACCGAACAACUGAAUAGAUUUGCUGGGUUCGGGAUUGGUCUUGCAAGCCUCUUCACAGAAAAUGUCCUGGCCCACCCCUGCAUUGUGUUUCGGCGUCAAUGUCAGGUGAAUUACCAUGCCAGGUGUUACCACUUGUCACCACUGACUGCCAUCAGUGUCAUGUACAAUGUCACUAAAACGCAGGGUCCAAAGGCUUUAUGGAAAGGAAUGGGCAGCACUUUUGUGGUACAAGGAGUCACCCUUGGCACAGAAGGCAUCAUCAGUGAAUGCACCCCAUUACCAAGGGAGUUAUCACACAAGUGGAACCCUAAACAAGUGGUGGGACAUUUAGUACUCAAAGGUUUGACAUAUGUGGUUGCAAUGCCGUUUUACUCAGCAAGUCUCAUAGAGACUGUACAGAGUGAAAUAAUCCGAGACAACCCUGGCAUACUAGACUGUGUGAAAGAGGGUCUUGGGCGUGUGAUUGGUAUGGGAGUGCCCCACAGCAAGCGCCUCCUGCCCCUGUGGAACCUUGUGUUCCCUACGGUGCUCCACGGGAUACUGCAUUAUCUUAUCAGUUCCAGUGUGCAAAGGUUGGUCCUUUACCUGUUGCAUCGUCAGAAUAACAGCUCACCGAAGCACUCGUCCCCCAACUCGGGAACGGACACGGUCCAGUCUAUGCUGGAUGCCUACUUCCCUGAGCUCAUGGCCAGCUUUGUGGCCAGUCUGUGUGCAGACGUGCUGCUGUUUCCUUUGGAAACAGUGCUGCACAGGCUGCAUAUCCAAGGAACACGCACUAUCAUCGACAACACCGACCUGGGUUUUGAGGUGUUGCCCAUAAACACACAAUAUGAAGGAAUGAGGGACUGUAUUAAUGCCAUUCGGCGUGAAGAAGGCACCAUGGGCUUCUACAAGGGUUUCGGCUCCAUCGUGGUGCAGUACUCGCUGCAUGCCACAGUGCUGCAGAUCACCAAGAUGAUCUAUUCAAUGCUGUUGCGGAAUGCUUGAGUCGAAAGAUUCGGAAAGCUUUAUUGAUGAAGAGAUUCCUUCCUAAUUCAUUCAGAGGUCCUUUUUUGGUUGGAUUGGAAAUUCCAAAAAAAGUCCUAAUUGAAGAUAUGUGAGGUUUUCUUUGCCUAUGUUGUUUCAUAAAGCACUGGUUGUCUUCUAAAUUGCAUGACUCAUUUUAUCUGAAUGCAAAUGUAAAAUAAUCUAUAUGCCCUCAUAUUGGCACUGCAUUUAAAUUGUUUUUAUAGUGACCCCCAAACCCACCUCAAUUUCCCCACCACCAACGCAAAAAUAGACAUGAUAUUUCUGAAUCAUCAACCGUUGUAAUUAUGUUUAAAUUCUGUUCUGUCUCUGUUUCAGUCACUUCACUGGACACUUUGUCUCAUAAUGUGGUGUGUGUGAAUGUGGUACUUGUUCAUUUGACAGUAUUUGUUGAAGGCCUGUGCCAAGUUCUUACAACAUGUAUAGAAAUUGUGUUAUGUUAUUAAAUUAUUAUUUGCAACUUAGUGAAACUUGUGCCAGUGUUUUAAAAUGUCUUUUUCUGCCAGAUUUAACUUGAUAUGAAAUAUAUAAAAUUCAGUUCCUUGAAUUGGUAGCCAUUAUAUACAAAAAAGCAUGUGUAAAACUAACAUACAUCUGUUAAUUAGGUGAGUAAAUAUUCAAGUGCUUACUUAUUGGGGCACCUUGCUUUAAAAUAAAUG